Physella acuta is the source of this 1816-nucleotide messenger RNA. RefSeq names its product TWiK family of potassium channels protein 18-like. Gene Ontology annotation, molecular function: outward rectifier potassium channel activity; potassium ion leak channel activity. NCBI's taxonomy places the organism in Eukaryota, Metazoa, Mollusca, Gastropoda, Physidae. Gene Ontology annotation, cellular component: plasma membrane. The record is from RefSeq and is a predicted model, not a curated record. Gene Ontology annotation, biological process: stabilization of membrane potential; potassium ion transmembrane transport.
AACAAUUUUCGAAAAAUUAUUGUGUUUUAUUUAAAAAUUCGAGAAAAAUGGGGGCCCCGGCAAAAAAAGACAGCUGCUGUAAAAUGGUGAUGAAGUUUCUCUUCUCCCACAUCGGCCUGUGCUCCAUGGUCGUGCUGUACAGUGUGGCCGGGGGGUUCAUCUUUGAGCACCUGGAGAAGAACAACGAGCAGCAGAUCUGCUACGACGCCAGGGCGGAGUACGAGCCCAUGGAGAGCAAGACCAUCAGCUCCACCAUGAAGAUCUUCUAUGAUUACGGAGGGGCGAUAACCACCAACGCCAGCAGGGAGCUGAUGAUCAUCCAGCUCCAGAGCGUCCUACAGACCUUCAGGAACAACACCCUGGCCAUCGCCUACGACGGCAGCUGGUGUGGCCUGUAUGGUAAAGACAACGGUCCCAACUACAAGUGGUCAUGGGCUGGUGCCGUGCUGUUCGCCGUGACUGUCAUCACUACCAUCGGCUAUGGUCACAUAGCACCCAAGACAGUCUGGGGCCGGCUGGUCUGUAUCGCCUACGCCGUGCUAGGGAUCCCAUUGAUGCUGCUUUGUUUGGCCAACUUGGGAGACGCCCUGGCUGACAUCUUUCGCUUCAUCUACGCCAAGAUUUGCUGCUGCGGAUGCUUCAAGGGGAAGAAGAAAAGUAAGGAGAGCAACAACAAGGUUGUUUCGUUGAAGAAUUCCGACAGCAACAACGCUGGUCAGUGGGACUCGGACAAGAAAAACUUAGCAGACAUGACCAACUCCAGUCCACCAGCGUCCACCGAGUUCACGCGAAUCUCCACCAGUUCACCAACAGACAGCAUGGACAUGAGCGACACCCGCAAGUUGAGACCCACAUCUAGCAACUCCAGUAGGGGCAAGGUGAAAAUCGUCCCCCUGGACCUGAAGAAAAACGACCCUGUUAUCUUAGAUGACGACUCGGACAGUGACGACGACGACGACGACAUCGACGAGAAGAUCACCGUGCCCUUGACCAUCACCAUGAUCGUUAUCGGCGGCUACAUCUUCGGCGGCGCCGUCCUCUUCGGGCUGUGGGAGGGCUGGGACUGGCUCCAGUCGGCUUACUUCUGCUUCAUCACGCUCAGCACCAUUGGAUUCGGUGACGUAGUUCCGGGCACAGACUUUGAGAACCCCCAGGCGCAGGCGCAGUUGCUGCUGGGAAGUGUGUACGUGUUGUUCGGUAUGGCCAUCUUGUCCAUGUGUUUCUCGCUCAUGCAGGAAGAGAUUCUCGCCAAGGCUCGAUGGAUUGGGCAGAAGUUGGGGCUCGUGGAAAAGGAAGCAGACGAUUGAUUGACUGGAUACACACAUACACUGGACAAAGAAAAACACGAUUGAUUUUAGACUUCAAGAAGCACUUGCUUCAAUUAAAUCUGUUACAUGUAUAUUUUAAAAUAUAAUAUAUAUGCACUGAAUGUUAAAUUUGGUGGUACUAAUACAACCUACAAAACAAAUAUUAAUUACUUAGGGAGGAACUUUGCUGUAGAUCCAUCUCUGUUUCAUGUCCGUGUAAAUAUAUAAGGGUGUCUACAGUUUUAUUUUUAUGUUGAUUGUUUCUAACUUUCCAAUCUUUUUAUAAGAUUUCUAUCACAAAAGUGUAUAGUAUCCUUUGCUAAAUCUAAAUGUUGCAAUAGUAAAUACAAAUUUGUAAAAAAAAAUAAUUUAGAUUUAUAUUUACAUUUAGAAGUUUUGGUUUUCUUGAGCAGCCAUUUGAUUUUUAAAUAUAAUUACACGUUUGCUUAUCAAACUAUGCUGUUUUCACCAUUUUACACAAAGAUUCAUUUAUUUGAACUAAAAUUUCU